AUGAAUAAAUAUAUCGCUCCAGAUAGUGGAGUUCGAUAUGAACCACCAAAGCAAGGUUUGGAACGUCGACGGUCAUGUACAGAUAUUCCGUGUUGCUUCAUUUUUCUCAUAUUCAUUCUUCUCUUCGUUGUACUAAGCAUAUUUGCCUUUCAAGAAGGUGAUCCAAAACAACUUCUCCAUCCGACCGACAGUCAAGGGAACCUAUGUGGAUCAGGCAAAUUUCCAGAUCGUCCUUAUGUUUACUUUUUCGAUUGGACAAAAUGCAUAAAAUCACUCAAUUUCGCAUCAAACAUGUUAAAAGGCCGUCCAUUUGUAUGUCCAACAACUCAAGUAUGUGUUCAACAAUGUCCAAGUCAAUCCGCCUAUUAUCAAUUUAAUAAUUAUCAAACUUAUCGUGUUUGUACAUAUGAUGUUACUACGAAUAAUACUAAUAAUGUUCAACUCGUAAGAGACGGCAAAUGUGCACCAUAUGUCUUAGCUAGUAAGCCACUCUUCGGUCGAUGUAUUCCUGAGACGUUAGAAAAUCUAGUCAAUGAUUUUAUUCAAGUGCCAAAUAAUAACAAUGUCAGUCAAAAUCUUACUGAUUCUAAUGGAGAAGUCCUAACUCGAGCAAAGUUAGAACAAGGAGUGAAAUACUUAGUUGAUUUGUUGAAUUUAAAGCAAGUUGGUGCAUUUCUUGUCGAAGAUUUAACAACAUCAUGGAAAUACAUUCUAAUCGCAUUGGCUUUUGCCGCUAUUAUUUCCUUUAUAUGGAUUGUUGUAAUGCGUUGGCUGGCUAAGCCAGUUGUUUGGCUUGGAAUUCUCUUAUUUAUCUUUAUGUUGGCAAUCGUAACUGGCCUAUCAUUUUACGAAUUCGAUCAACUUCGAAAGAAAAAUGAUAAUCAAAUCAUCACCGAAUUUAAAUUUGUCGCUGAUGCGAAUUAUUAUCGAGGUUUACCAAUAACAUGGUUGGUUCUUGGCAUUCUAUUGUCGAUUCUACUCAUCAUCUCAAUUCUCGUUUUUUUGGCCUUAUUAAAACGUUUACGGAUCGCUUUAGCUAUACUCAAAGAAGCAUCAAAAGCGGUGGGCUAUAACUUUUUCAGUCUUUUUUGGCCGUUUAUUCCAUUUUUGUUACAAAUUGGCAUCUUUGUUUAUUGGGCUGUUGUGGCUAUUUAUUUAUCUACAGCAGGAAAACCCAUUUAUCGUAUUGUUUAUAAUGAGACAUUGGCAAAUACAACAAAUGUGCAAUUAGGCGAUAUUUGUGAUCCGAAGAAGUGGAAUAAUACCAAUGGAUCGAAUGGACAAUGUGUCUUUUGGGAAUAUGGAUAUGAUCCACAAAUUGAUUUGGAUAGUGUAUUAAAUGGGACUGGUACUCAUUUCAAAUCGUUCAUUAUAUUCGUAAAUGAGCAUCAGUGGCUACCUCAAGUUUUCUCCGUUUUUAUGUUAUUUUGGUUGACAGCUUUUGUUAUUGGAUUUAGUCAAUUAGUUCUUGCUGGUAUCUAUGCGCGGUAUUAUUGGGAUCGUGAACGAUUCGGUGUUCCCUGUUCAUCGCUACUCGCUUCUCUUUUUCGUGCGCUUAUCUUUCAUCUUGGUACAAUCGCAUUUGGUGCUUUAGUUAUUGCAAUCGUGAAAUUGAUUCGCGGCAUUUUAGAAUACAUUGAAGAGAAAAUUAAAGACAAAACUGGUAUUAUUGCUCGAUGUUUAUUCUGUUGUUGCCGUUGUUGUUUAUUUUGUUUGGAAAAAUUCUUGAAAUUUCUCAAUCGUAAUGCUUAUAUCAUCACUGCGAUCUACGGCACAGGAUUUUUUACAUCUGCAAGACGUGCAUUUCAUUUAAUCGUGUCAAAUCCUCUUCGUCUACUUGUUAUCGAUAAAGUUUGUGAUUUCUUAAUUUUUCUUGGCAAGUUAUGCGUCACAGCUGGUAUUGGUAUUCUCGCUUUCUUUUUCUUCACACAUCGAAUAGCUCAAGCCGAAAAGUAUGUUCCGGAAUUGCAUUACUAUUUCGUACCUUUGCUAUUGAUUAUAAUUGGUACAUACAUCAUUGCGACGUGUUUCUUUUCGGUCUAUUCGAUGGCGGUCGAUACUUUAUUCAUUUGCGCAAUACAAGAUAUACAACUACAUGAAAGUAAUAAAGAUCAUCAGCUGAUGAUGCCGAAAGGCUUGAAGAAGGUUUUUCGUGUUCAAGACAAAUAA
Molecule: messenger RNA, 2169 nt
Organism: Adineta ricciae
Lineage: Eukaryota; Metazoa; Rotifera; Eurotatoria; Adinetida; Adinetidae
Source: the annotation of a GenBank genome assembly